Neogale vison (American mink) is the source of this 1725-nucleotide messenger RNA. RefSeq names its product activin A receptor type 1C (gene ACVR1C). The record is from RefSeq and is a predicted model, not a curated record. Lineage: Eukaryota; Metazoa; Chordata; Mammalia; Carnivora; Mustelidae. Gene Ontology annotation, molecular function: ATP binding; activin receptor activity, type I. Gene Ontology annotation, cellular component: plasma membrane; activin receptor complex. The coding region runs from base 36 to 1463 and encodes 475 amino acids. The transcript has 9 exons. Gene Ontology annotation, biological process: nervous system development; activin receptor signaling pathway; cellular response to growth factor stimulus.
AUGGAAUCCCUCCCGUGAGAGUGGUUCCUUUCUGAAUGUCCUUGGAUCAGCCUGGAUUGAAGUGUGUAUGUCUUCUGUGUGACUCUUCAAACUUUACCUGCCAAACUGAAGGAGCAUGCUGGGCUUCAGUUAUGUUGGCCAAUGGAAAAGAGCAGGUGAUCAAGUCCUGUGUCUCUCUCCCAGAACUGAAUGCUCAAGUCUUCUGCCAUAGUUCCAACAAUGUUACCAAAACCGAAUGCUGCUUCACAGACUUUUGCAACAAUAUAACACUGCACCUUCCAAUGGCAUCUCCGAAUGCCCCCAAACUUGGACCCAUGGAGUUGACCGUUGUCAUUACUGUGCCAGUCUGCCUCCUGUCCUUGGCCACAGUUCUGACCAUCUGGGCAUGCCAAGGUCGACCGUGCACAAACAGGAAGAAAAAGAGACAGAAUGUGGAGGAACCCCUCUCCGAGUGCAAUCUGGUAAAUGCUGGAAAAACUCUCAAAGAUCUGAUUUAUGAUGUGACUGCCUCUGGAUCUGGCUCUGGUCUACCUCUGUUGGUUCAAAGAACAAUUGCAAGGACGAUCGUACUUCAGGAGAUAGUGGGAAAAGGUAGAUUUGGUGAGGUCUGGCAUGGAAGAUGGUGUGGGGAAGAUGUGGCUGUAAAAAUCUUCUCCUCCAGAGAUGAAAGAUCUUGGUUUCGGGAAGCAGAAAUUUAUCAGACAGUUAUGCUGCGACAUGAAAACAUACUUGGUUUCAUUGCUGCUGACAACAAAGAUAAUGGAACUUGGACUCAACUUUGGCUUGUCUCCGAAUAUCAUGAACUGGGUUCCUUAUAUGACUAUUUGAAUAGAAACAUAGUGACCGUGGCUGGCAUGAUCAAACUGGCUCUUUCAAUAGCUAGUGGCCUGGCCCACCUACAUAUGGAGAUCGUUGGCACACAAGGUAAACCUGCUAUUGCUCAUCGAGAUAUAAAAUCAAAGAAUAUCUUAGUGAAAAAAUGCGAAACAUGUGCCAUAGCAGACUUAGGGCUGGCUGUGAAGCAUGAUUCAAUACUGAACACAAUUGACAUACCUCAGAAUCCUAAAGUGGGAACCAAAAGGUAUAUGGCUCCUGAAAUGCUGGAUGAUACAAUGAAUGUGAAUAUCUUUGAGUCUUUCAAACGAGCUGACAUCUAUUCUCUUGGUCUGGUUUAUUGGGAAAUAGCCCGAAGGUGUUCAGUUGGAGGAAUUGUUGAGGAGUACCAGUUGCCUUAUUAUGACAUGGUGCCUUCAGAUCCUUCAAUAGAGGAAAUGAGGAAGGUUGUUUGUGACCAGAAGUUUCGGCCAAGUAUCCCAAACCAGUGGCAAAGCUGUGAAGCCCUCCGAGUCAUGGGGAGAAUAAUGCGGGAAUGUUGGUAUGCCAAUGGGGCAGCCCGCCUAACGGCCCUUCGUGUUAAGAAGACUAUCUCUCAACUUUGUGGCAAAGAAGACUGCAAAGCCUAAUGAUGAUGAUUCUGUUAAAAAGAAAUCUCUUACAGAUUUUUUUUUCCUCAUUUUCCCUCUUUAUGUGAAUGUUUUUGCCUUUUUGGUUGUCGUUCUACCUCAAAGAUAAUGCAGUACACUAUUUAAGAGCCCAAAGGCAGCAUGGAAAAAAUAACUGAAGUUAAGCAUGGGCAGGAUUGACUUCAUCCCAUCUCUGUGUUGUCUUUAAUUUUCUUUUGAAAAGCACCACAUCAGUUCAUCUUUUUAUUUAAUAAGAGAGAUA